Molecule: messenger RNA, 2699 nt
Organism: Ictidomys tridecemlineatus (thirteen-lined ground squirrel)
Lineage: Eukaryota; Metazoa; Chordata; Mammalia; Rodentia; Sciuridae
Source: RefSeq, a predicted model, not a curated record
GGCUUUUAAAGCCAGGAGCUGGGGGAGGGGAAGAGGCCAACGGAAAUGGCUGCGCUGGGUCGGGCUCCGCCAGGGUCUCCUGGGAAGGGUCCUGGGGAUGCCUCGUCUAGGCGUGCGGGGAGUUCCCCGCGCAGCUAGGGGAAUGGCGGCCCAGCGAUCCGCGGCACUAUCGGCCAUGGGGGAGAGUGGGAAUACGCCCGACACCCACGCAUCCCGAACUCGGGGUCAUUUAGGGGGAACGCAGGUGAACCCCAUGCCGGCCCAGGAUGCCUCGCUUGCGGCCUUGAGGCGAGGGAUGUGCGGGGGAAGGGAGGCGGGAGACCAUGAAGCGAAUGCUGAGGCAGCGAAAGCGCAGUGUGGAAGCGCGGCGUGCGCCAAGUGCCGCAGUGUCUCCUGCCACUCGGUCACCCGGGCUGACCCCAUGCCCGCUGAAGGGGCCUCCCCGCCCCCACCUCACUCCCGUGAGGCCGACGUCGAGCUUUGCGGCGUCUCAACGAGUGGGGUGUGCAUGGCGUCCCGCCGCUUCCCGCAUGCGCUGCCUGACGCGGGGUUGGAGUGCACGCGAACGACCGAACCUGCGCAGGACGCGUGGAGACCUCCCGCCGGCUCUUUGCCAGAGGCCUGGCCCGGCACUGGCCCGACAUUCAUCUUGCAUGGCAGGCGUCCCCAAGAGGCGGGGACGGGCGAGACCGCCCCCUUAUCGCUGAGCAGCAGCCGGCGAGGCCCGCGGCGGGGUGAGGGUCCCUUCGGCCGUGCGGCUCUAUCAGGCUCACUCCCAGGGGGUCCUGGCCGAGGCGCAGCAGGAGGCAUGGGGCCAAUUAGCAUUUUGAUUGCGGGACUGGGGGGCCCAUCUGGAAGGAGGCCUAAUUACCAGGCGGACCCUCGGGGCGCUGCUGGGUUGUGCCAGGCCGAUCCUCUCACCCGGAGCUCUUUGCAUCCUCCUGGACCCUGUCUCCACCCCCAACUCUCUGUCCUUUCGACUCCCUCCCUGUCCCCAUCCCACUGACCCAGUCACCCCGUCGUUCUGUCCCAGUACUGUGUCUCUUCAGUCACCGCAUCCUUCCCUUCCUCUAUCUCACCUUCGCCUUGGUCCUUCGCCUUUCCAUUGCUGUGGCACUACGCGCUCACCCUACUGUCUCCAUCCGACAUCUCGGUACCCACAUCCUCUUUUUCUGUCCACAUCCCUGACUCUUUGUCCAUCUCCCAGCCCCUUUGGUCCCCCUCCUGAUGAACGACACGUCAGAGCGUGAACGCAUGUGUCCUGCGACCAGGUGUUCCCGAGGGUACCAUUCUGGAGGGCCUUGAUCACACUCUGGUGGAUCCCUGAGCCCCCACCCCACCCCCGCGCCUGGGGCGCCCAGCGGGGAGAGGCAGCUGGGCCCAGGCCUUGGCCAUCAGUCCGACCAGACAUGGGUACUGAGAGCACAUGCUGCCCCGCAGUAAUUACUUGGUUCUUUUUGCCUUUCCUCCCUGCAAAAAUCCCUUUCCCAUCGUCACCUAGGCCCUCUGCAUCUGGAGGUUGUGGUGGUGGCGGCACAGACCCGAGGUGCAACCAGGAGAGGUUAGAGGUCAGCAGAUGACACUACAUUUUAGUCUCCCCAACAUAAGGAUUCCCUGAGUCUCUUCCAUUGGAGCUGGGGUCUUGGGAGGCUUGGUUGCCAAAGAGGAGCUAGUCAGGGAUCCCAGCUGGAUGGAUGUGUCAGGCUCUGCCUGCACUUGGUCUCCUAGUCAGUCCCUGCAGGUCUUCCUAUGGGGACCUCUUCCUGCUGUCCUGGCUAUCUUGCAGCACUGCCCAGCUUCUUAUCUCUUCCUGCUUCGGUGUUGCAGCAUUGAUUCUAUGACCCUCUGUCUCUCCUGUACAGGCACACCCAGCCCCCAUAGCAGAAAGUCCAGGCUUAAGAGAGGGGUUCCAGGGCUGGGGGUGUGGCUCAAGCUGUAGUGCACUCGCCUGGCAGGCGUGUGGACCGGGUUCGAUCCUCAGCACCACAUACAAAGAUGUUGUGUCCGCCGAAAACUAAAAAAUAAAUAUUAAAAUUCUCUCUCAAAAAAAAAAGAGAGGUUUCACUACUGUGUUCUCAGCACACCCAUCACCAGCAAGACAAGAGACCCUGGUGUGCCCACUCUCAGAUCUGUGGUCCCAUUCCUCUCUGCCCCAGCUGGGCUCCAUCUAGGAAUCACUGAACAACCUAGCCUGGAGUGUUCACCCAUCCUGCUGGGCAGAGAGGAAGUGAUAGGCAGAGAAUGGAAAAUUGUGUUGAAAUGAGGACACACACAGUUUCUGUGGGGAAGCAUAUAGUUGGGACAGAGGAGAAGGUCAUUAGCAGGAAGAAGAGGUCAAGGCUGUUAGGGGCAGGAGAUGCAGAAUCAUCCAUAAGAAUACCCACAGCAGCAGGAACUUCACCACAGCCACCACGGGGGCAUGCCAAUACCAAGGCUGGUGCUGGGUGGCUGCUGCAGCAAUGACUCCUGUCCCAGCUACAACUCUUGGGGAAGUGAAAGGACAAAGCCUGCAAUCCCAGUGAAGAAUAAGGAAGCUGAUGCUUCACUUCCAGGCCAGGGGCCUAGGUGGGGAGAGAGCGGCCCCCAGAGAGGGUGGCCAGCUUAAGGGCAGCAUGAAGGGAAGGAGAGGAUGUAGGGCUCUCUAGUGGAGCCCGGGUCUUAGGAGGCAGUUUCAGGACUAGGGCUCUGCUUUAAAAAGU